AUGUAUAUCCUUCAUUUGACAGGAAUAUUUCCUACAUCAUCAUCAUCGACAACAACAACAUCAACAACAACAACAAUUUAUGGUCAACAACGUUGUAUGAAACCGGUAUUAAUACAAAUACCAGAAUGUCAAAAUACAUUUUAUAAUUAUACUGGUAUGCCAAAUUUAAUAGGACAAGAGACACAAUUUGAUGCAAGACAUCAAUUACAAACAUUUAAACCAUUAAUCACUUAUAAAUGUUCAUCAAAAUUAAAUUUUUUCUUAUGUUCUAUUUAUACACCAAUGUGUGAUGUAAAUACACAUUAUUUAAUUGGACCAUGUCGUCCAUUAUGUGAACAUGUACGUGCAAGAUGUGCACCAUUUCUUAGAGUAUUUGAUUUUAAUUGGCCAGAAAAUUUGAAUUGUUCACGAUUUCCUAUAAAAAAUAGUGUUGGUGGUGCAAUGUGUAUGGAAGGUCCAGAAGAUUUAGAAGAAGAUAUAAAUUCAUUGAAAAGUGCAAUCAGUAGUAGUAGUAGUAUUAUUAAUAAUAAUCUAGAAUUAAAUGGUAAAUUCAAUAAACCAAAUCAUAAAGAUCUACCAUUAGAUCCAUCUAUGAAACAAAUGUUACAAGUAAUCAAUUUAGACAAUGAAAAAAUCAAUAACAAUCAAAUGAAAGAACAAGUAACAAUCAAAGAAACACAAGAGAAUGAAGAACAAUUAGAAUUAAAUCAAAUCAUGGAGAAAUUGACCAGUGAAUUCUUAAUCAAUAAACAAUUUCUUCCUAAUACUUUAAUUACAUCACAUAUAAAUAAAUAUCCAUUAUCAUUGCCACAAUUAGCUCAAUCCAUACGUUAUUGUUCACAUUUUAAAAAAUCAAUAUUUUAUGUAUAUAUUAAUCGUACUGGACGAUGUGCUCCAUUAUGUGAAUCUAAUAUACUUUAUACAACAGAAGCUAAACAUUUAUCCAUUAUGUGGACUAGUAUAUUAGCUGGUAUUUGUAGUUUAAUGACAAUAUUUACAUUAAUACGUUAUAUAAUGAAUUUAAAAGAUUUUCGUUUCAAUGAAAAACCAAUUAUUUAUAUUGCAUUAUGUCAAUUAUUUUAUGCAUUAGGAUUUGGUUUAAGUUUAAUAUUAGGUCAAUCUAAUGUAACAUGUGGACAAGAUUUAGAUUCUGGUCAAAGAAUUCGAUUACAAGAAGGUUUAGAUAAUGGUCUAUGUGUAUUUAUAUUUAUAAUACAAUAUUUCUUUUCUAUAGCUAGUUAUAUUUGGUGGACAAUGCUUGUUAUUCAUUGGGCUUUACAAAGAAUCAGUAUGAUUACAUCAUGUAUUGGUUGUUGUAAUACUCAUCCAUCACAAUUAAGUAAUAAUAAUAAUAGUGGAAAUAUUUGUAGUAAUGAUAAUAAACAAUUAAAUCAUAUUGAUGAACUGAAUACUGAAUCAAAUUGUUAUUGUUUCCCAAUUAAUUCAUUUUGCUUCUGUUCAGAAAAUUCGUUAAAUUGGAAUCAAUCAGAAAUUAUUAUGAAUGAAAGACUAAUGCAUCCUUCAACAAAAAAGCAUCAUGCUAGUAAUAAUAAUAAUAAUAAUACUCUAAACAAUCCAGCGUUAAAUACACCACCUACAAAUGUAAAACAACAGUAUCAACCAAAUUUUCAGAAUACAUUGAAUCAAACAAUAACUAAUGGUAUGAAACGUGAUAAUGGUAGUUGGUCAACAACUAUAAAUCAUCAUUAUCAUAAUCAUGAUUAUUGUCAACAACAAAGAUAUAGUAUGAUGUUCACAUCGAAAUCCGAUCAAGUUUCAGCUUGUUUAACUAGAGAGCAUGUAGUAGCAUGGUUGACAGCUGGUUUAUUUACUGUUGGUGUUCUUGUUAGUCGACAAGUUGAUGCAGAUGAAUUAAUUCCAGUUUGUGGUGUAGGUCGUCAAAAUACCAAUGUUCUUGGUGCAUUUAUUCUUGGACCUCAAACCGUUCUAAUCACUUUAGGAGGUGUUGCGUUUACAAUUGGUUUCCUGUGUUUGUUACCAUGUUUUCGUAAAUGUAAAUGUUUUUAUUGGUCACAGUAUAAUACUAAUGGGAAUCAAUCAAGUCGACAUCAUUCUGUUCAAUAUAAAAAACAAAAUUAUAAUCAUGGGAUAGAUGGUCAAUCUAUUGACGGUAAUCCCACAUUGACAAGAUCUAUGGUCAACAGAUCUCAUCAUCACUAUCAUCGUCAUCAUCAUCAUUAUCAACCUACAUCUCAUAAUACCCAUCAACCUCAUCAUCAUGCAUACGAUCAUCAGUCUCAUCCACAAUUCCAUAAUCAUUCUUCUCGACGUUUUCACCAAAAUUAUCCUCAACAUUUAUGUUAUACAACCUCAGUGUCAUCAUCUUCAUCAUGUGAUCCAAUGGAAUUUCGUAUUGGGUUAUUCUGUUUUCUAUAUUUAAUCCCAUUAAUUUGCAUGAAUGCCUGUGAUUUAUACGAAUAUUUAUAUCGUGAUAAAUGGUUAACUAUUCCCGAUUAUAAACAUCUGAACGAUCAUAAUACUAAUACGAAUACCAAUAAUUAUGGUAAUAAUAAUAAUAAUAAUCGUAAAUUAAUGAAUAAUCGAUAUCAUAACAUUUAUGGGACAAGAAAUCAUCCAGAGAUAAUGAAUUUUGCAUCAUAUUUAUGGAAUAUUAAUGAAGUAUAUGGUCCAAAUCCAGAAUUAUUUAUGUUACGUAUAUUUAUGUCACUUGUCACUGGAUUCACAUGUAGUUUAUGGAUGUGGACUGUGAAAGGUUGUUGUUGUUCUUAUUUAAAUUAUGAUUGUUGUUUAUGUGUAACAAAUAAUAUUGGAACAUUGAAACAAAAACGGUGGGAAAAUCAAAACUUACUGCAAAAUUCAAAAAUAUUCGAAUUGACUAAACAGAACUAUUUAUGUUCAAAUGAAUUGAUUAAAAAUAAUGAUAAUAAUGGUAAUAAGCAUAUUUUAAAAUCCAAUUUUACACGUACACCUGAUGGUACCACUUAUACACUACAUCCAUAUGCAAUUUAUCAACAUACAAAAACACCAGACAGUUAUCAUUCACAACAAUUAGGGAUAAAUGGACAAUCUGAUCAUCGAUUUCCAAUAAUUGGUUGUUGUAGUAGUACUAGUCAUACUAAUACUACUACUAAUCCUGAUAAAAAUUCUACUAAUAUACCAUCUGUAUUAACUAAAGGUCAUUUAAGCCAAUUAGAUACAAGUUUUGUUGUACGUGAUUUUGAGCAUUCAAAUUCUACUACACCGGGUUAUUACAGCCAUGCAAAAAUUAGUCCAAAUAUGAUUAUUGACUCAAUGAGUGAAGACGCAUCGGCUUCGUCAAUUCCACCACCUUUACCACCAUCUAAUAGUCGACCUCCACGUUUACCUGCACGUGGUGAUCCAUGUGUUGGAGCAUCAUCGAGUCAAGUAUUUGGAUUAAAUAACAAAAUGAAUACAGAUAACUUGGAUAAUCACAUAACUAAUGCCACCAUGAAUAAUAAUAUUAUUAAUUGCAAUAAUAAUAAUAAUAAUGACAAUAGUGAAACUGAAAAUUAUAGUUUAAUUCAAUUUCAAAUCACAAGUUAAUAUGAGUAGUAUAUAAUUGAUUCUCUAAAAUAUCAUGAAAAUGUUUUUAAAUCACAAUCACACUUUGUUUAUGUAAUAUACUUACUUACGCAAGUGAACAAUAUGAUCUUUCAAAUCUGUUUCUUAAGGAAAUCUUAUUUCCUUUCCUUUAUAAUUUCGUUAUUAUAGUUGUUAUUGUCAACACCGUCGUCUUCACUAUAUAUAAAUAGACAGAUAUAUGUUUCAUUGUUACUAGUGUUCUACCAAUAGAUGAGGUCUAUGUAAUUUUUGUCAACUUCCACCUCGGUCCCCUCUCCGACCCACGCCCCUCAAUCAUUGUGAUCAUUCAAAUUGUUAUUAUUUUAUCUUUUGAAUUACAUUGUUUUAUUUUUUUUAUCAUUCAUUUCUCAAAUGGUAGACAUGCAUUUACUUGAUUGUGUAUUUAAUACAAUAUUCUCUCUUCUCUUCCCAAGUGUAUAUUCAUAACAAGACUUCAAG
Molecule: messenger RNA, 4023 nt
Organism: Schistosoma guineensis
Lineage: Eukaryota; Metazoa; Platyhelminthes; Trematoda; Strigeidida; Schistosomatidae
Source: the annotation of a GenBank genome assembly